AUGUCGGAAAACACCUCUUCGGUCUUGCCAACCCCUCCAUCAACCGCCGGUGCUCCUGGUUACGACGGUCCUCCUGGCAGCAAUGGUCAUGCCGGCGCUCAAAUGGGACCGCCUGCACUUCCCCCGGUCGUCAUUCCUCAGAACAACAACCCUAUCCCAACCCCUGCAACCCCCGGUGGUGCCUUGUCGCCUUCGUCUGGGGGAAUGGUUCGAAGAGCUGCGCCUGAACCGAACAAGAGAGCUCUCUAUGUGGGUGGAUUGGAUCCGCGUGUGACGGAAGAUGUCUUGAAGCAGAUCUUUGAAACAACAGGACAUGUUGUCAGCGUCAAGAUCAUUCCAGACAAAAAUCAGUUCAACACGAAAGGCCUCAACUACGGCUUUAUUGAAUACGACGACCCAGGCGCUGCUGAACGAGCCAUGAGUACAUUGAAUGGUCGCCGAGUCCACCAAGGCGAAAUCCGCGUCAACUGGGCGUACCAGUCUAACACGUCCAACAAGGAGGAUACCUCGAACCAUUUCCAUAUUUUCGUGGGUGACCUGAGUAACGAAGUCAAUGAUGAAGUUCUUUUGCAAGCUUUCUCUGCGUUUGGUUCUGUUUCCGAAGCACGGGUCAUGUGGGACAUGAAGACCGGACGUACUCGGGGCUAUGGCUUCGUUGCUUUUCGGGAGAGGCAAGAUGCUGAGAAGGCCCUUGCGUCGAUGGAUGGUGAAUGGCUGGGUAGUAGAGCUAUUCGGUGCAACUGGGCAAACCAGAAAGGGCAACCAUCCAUCUCUCAGCAACAGGCCAUGGCAGCCAUGGGUAUGACUCCAACCACCCCUUUCGGGCAUCACCAUUUUCCCACUCAAGGUGUUCAGUCAUACGAGAUGGUAGUUAGCCAAACUCCCAGCUGGCAGACGACCUGCUAUGUCGGCAACCUUACACCGUAUACCACGCAAGCAGACCUCAUUCCAUUGUUUCAGAACUUUGGUUACGUGGUUGAGACCAGAUUUCAGUCCGACCGAGGCUUCGCUUUUAUCAAGAUGGAUACGCAUGAGAAUGCCGCCAUGGCCAUUUGCCAGCUCUCGGGUUACAAUGUCAAUGGACGACCUUUGAAAUGCUCUUGGGGUAAAGAUCGUCCUCCGACUGGUCAAUUCGACACCUAUUCACCACAAACAUCCAUUGGUUCUGCAACAACCCCUGGUGGCUAUAAUCCGGCCUCGCCAUAUUUCCCACAGUAUGGUGGACCAGGUCCCAUGACCCCUCAAGGCCCCAGCCCAGGAGGACGGGCCCAGUGGGAUUCGAACAACCAUCCUAGCCCUUACACCCAAUCUCCUCAAUCAGCCUUCGGACAAGCACAAGCUCCACCUUCAGCUGGAGGAUACGGUCGUGGCCAAGGUGCACCUGCAGGCAUGUUUCAGCAACCUCCUCCGUCCUUUGGUAACAACUUUCAAGGAUAUCAGGCAUAA
Molecule: messenger RNA, 1446 nt
Organism: Exophiala spinifera
Lineage: Eukaryota; Fungi; Ascomycota; Eurotiomycetes; Chaetothyriales; Herpotrichiellaceae
Exons: 4
Coding region: 1-1446 (481 amino acids)
Molecular function (GO): RNA binding
Source: RefSeq, a predicted model, not a curated record